AUGCUCGUGUGUCCAAUACGAUGCUCAACCUCGUUGUCGCUUUCCCGCCGAUCCGCGCCGGCGUUCCGCUGUGGCGGUGCGAGGAAGAACAUUGAUGCGGUGGCGGUGCGAUACCCUUGUUCUCCGCACUCCAACUGCACCAACUCUCUAAAGAAGAUACCAAUACGAAUAUCGAGAGGAAUAAUGAUGGCGCGACCUUACACCCGCAUCCUCGACUUCUGGUUCAGCCCCAAAUCCUCCCCAACCUACCUCCAAGAAAAACCCUUCUGGUACGGCAGCCCAUCCGACGACGCAUACGUCCGCCAUCACCUCAGCGCAGACUACGAAUCCGCCCAAUCCGGCUCUCUAGAUGACUGGCAGCACCUAGGCGACGGCGAGGGCGCGCUUGCCCUAAUCUUACUCCUCGACCAGGUCCCCCGGAAUAUCUUCCGAGGUUCGCCGCGGGCGUAUGCCACGGAUAACAAAGCCGUAGCCGUGGCGCGGUAUGCGGUGCUGGACCGUGGGUGGGAUCGUGGCAUGCCGACUAUUCAGAGGAGGUAUAUGUAUUCGCCGUUUAAUCAUUCCGAGCAUAUUAAGGAUCAGGAGGUGUCGGUGAGGUUGUUUACGGAGUUGGGGGAUGGGUAUCAUUUGCAUUGGGCGAGGAAUUUUUAUGAGCAGAUUAAACGGGAUGGAAGGUUUAAGCAUAGGGAUACGGUGUUGGGGAGGAAGUAA
Aspergillus chevalieri is the source of this 711-nucleotide messenger RNA. RefSeq names its product DUF924 family protein. Gene Ontology annotation, molecular function: protein binding. The record is from RefSeq and is a predicted model, not a curated record. NCBI's taxonomy places the organism in Eukaryota, Fungi, Ascomycota, Eurotiomycetes, Eurotiales, Aspergillaceae. Bases 1 to 711 code for a protein of 236 amino acids. The transcript has a single exon.